UUCUUCAAUACAUUCAUAAAAUCAAAAUCAAAAGAGAGGAAAAAUCCAAUUGUUGAUUGUUCGAAAUUUCGACUAAUGGGUUCGAUUCGGACUCUUCGAUUGGUUUGUUUAUUGUUCUUUUUCGCAUUGGCCGCCGGAGCCAACGGUCAGGUUAGAGUAUUCAAUGUGAAGGAUUUUGGUGCAAUUUCGGACGGUAAAACGGAUACUAGUAGGGCUUUGUUGGGUGCAUGGAAGGCAGCGUGUGGAUGGAAUGGAAACAGUAGGAUUUUGAUUCCAGGUGGGACAUUCCUGGUGGGCCCAGUGGUAUUGAGAGGGCCAUGCAAGGGAUCCAUGGUGCUUCAAGUCACAGGAGUAUUGAAGGCUCCAUCUGAUCUCAGCCAGUUUCAAUCGGACGGUUGGAUUGAAUUCCAACACGUCAAAGGAUUGUUGAUCACAGGAGGUGGAAAAUUCGACGGUCAAGGAGCGUCGGCAUGGCCACACAACCAGUGCCCCAUGAAGGCAAACUGCAAGAUUCUACCCACAUCUAUCCGGCUCAACUUCGUCACUGAUGGAACGAUCCGCGGCAUAUCGUCCGUCAAUAGCAAGUUCUUCCACAUUCACAUUUUUGGGUCCAAGAACAUCAACCUCCAUUCCCUUAAAAUCUCAGCACCAAAAGAUAGCCCGAACACGGACGGCAUCCACAUAGGAAGUUCGAGUGGGGUCAAGAUAUCUCGCUCUGUUAUAGGCACUGGCGACGAUUGCAUCUCAAUUGGAGCUGGAAGUUCCAAUAUCUUCAUCUCAGACGUUCGUUGCGGACCGGGCCAUGGCAUCAGUGUAGGCAGCCUCGGCAAGUAUUCCAAUGAGGGAGAUGUGGUGGGCCUAACAGUAAGAAAUUGCACCCUCACAGGCACCACCAAUGGCGUAAGGAUCAAAACAUGGGCUGGAUCAAAACCUAGCUUGGCGUCAAAUUUCCUGUUCCAAGAUAUAGCCAUGAACAAUGUCUACAAUCCAAUCAUCAUCGAUCAGAAAUACUGCCCACUUCCUUCUUGCAAUCAAGAGUCUCCAUCCCAUGUCAAGAUCAACAAUGUCAAGUUCAUCAACAUUAAGGGCACAUCAGCAUCUAAGGUCGCAGUCAAUCUCUUGUGCAGCAAAUACCAGCCAUGCCAGAACGUCGAGCUCAACAACAUCGACUUGGAGUACAAAGGACAUGGUGGGGCCACCACAGCCUCUUGUUCCAAUGUGAAGGGCCAAUCUUCAGGCCAUUUGGUCCCUCCCUCUUGCCUAUAA
This is a messenger RNA of Magnolia sinica, 1266 nucleotides long. RefSeq names its product exopolygalacturonase-like. NCBI's taxonomy places the organism in Eukaryota, Viridiplantae, Streptophyta, Magnoliopsida, Magnoliales, Magnoliaceae. The record is from RefSeq and is a predicted model, not a curated record. Gene Ontology annotation, molecular function: polygalacturonase activity. The transcript has 4 exons. Bases 76 to 1266 code for a protein of 396 amino acids. Gene Ontology annotation, biological process: carbohydrate metabolic process.